Trichomycterus rosablanca is the source of this 1476-nucleotide messenger RNA. RefSeq names its product parietopsin (gene parietopsin). Gene Ontology annotation, cellular component: dendrite; plasma membrane. The transcript is spliced from 2 exons. Lineage: Eukaryota; Metazoa; Chordata; Actinopteri; Siluriformes; Trichomycteridae. The record is from RefSeq and is a predicted model, not a curated record. Gene Ontology annotation, biological process: G protein-coupled receptor signaling pathway, coupled to cyclic nucleotide second messenger; chemical synaptic transmission. Gene Ontology annotation, molecular function: G protein-coupled serotonin receptor activity; neurotransmitter receptor activity. Bases 1 to 1476 code for a protein of 491 amino acids.
AUGAAUGAUAAUUUCACUUAUAUUUGGGGACAUGUGAAUAAAAAUACAUGGCAAAAUAACCUCCAAAUAGCAUUUCUGAUCACCAGCUGUACAGUGUUGCUUUUAACAUUUUUUAUUGGCAUUGUGGCCAACCUGUUCGUCACCUAUGCGGUGUACUACCAGAAAUCCCUCCAGACCUCCACCAAUGCCCUUUUGGUUAACCUUGCUUUGAUUGACCUUCUGAGAUGCACCACUGACUGUCCGUUGCUCCUAGUUGUUGUUUUGAGUGGACAUAUAUCUGGAGACAUUUGGGACUUCUUCUGCAAUGCCCAGGUGAUGUCAUUUUCCCUCAUUAGCUGUGUCCAGCUGUUGACUCUGGCAUGCAUUAGCGCUGAACGACACCAAGCCAUCGCGAAUCCGUUCAAAUCCACCGAGCGGCGGAAGCGGGUCAAGGCAUGGAUUCCUCUCACCUGGGCCGUAGCCUUUAUUGUGUCAGGUCUGUGCAUCACAUUUACAAAAGAUUCUCCAGUCUACAUCCGAUGUAAAGGUCUGCGCAUAGACGAGUUGAAGACCUAUGACUCGUUUGGAUUUUACAUCUUGUUACCAGUCUGGUCUGCAUGUCUGGCUUUUAUCAUCGGCUUUUACUCUCACAUAUUUAUCCUAGUGAGGACACACAACAGGAAGAUUUUUGACAAAGGUGUUUUGCCUCUGUCUGCCUCAAAAGCCAAGAAGGACCAAAAAAAAGUUACAGAAACUGUGCCUGAACCUGCUGCACCAAAUGAGACUGAUAAUCCCUGUAUGAUGCAAGAGUUAAAUAUGUCUGCAGUUAAAAUCCAGCCAUGUACCGAAGCUCUAGAGAUACAGACUGUUGCUGAAAACCAGCCUGUUUUUGUAGACACAAAUAUCAUUGACGUGAAGACACCAGAAAGGCUUGAUCAACCCAACCAACCAAGUGUCACAUUUGUCUCUGAACUGCACCCCGACACAACUAAACUGAUAGAUCUGGAGCACAGUGAGAAAACAGGUAAUGCUCCAAAUGACAGCCCAGAUAAAAAUUCAGAUGAGAAUCCAUCUGAGAAUCACGGUGACCCUUCAAAAUCUGCUGGAACAUCAGAUCCAGCUGCAGACAAUCAGAACGCUCCAGCAGAUCAAACCAUGGAGGUAAUGGGGGCAGUCUGCAUGAUGCCAUCCCUCGCUAACAGAGAACAAGGCAAGAAGAAAAAAGAGGGCAAACUGGCAAAGCGCUCAGGAUAUAUUAUAUUUACAUUCUUGUUCUUCUGGAUGCCACUGAUUGGGACAAUUCUCCACAAUGCCUUUAUAAACAUACACCAGGGUCAAGAUAUGGAGAUUAUUCAAGGAUUAGAAGUUCUUGCUGUCUCCAUUGCCUGUAUGACAUCUCUGACCAAUCCAAUCAUUUAUGCAGCGGUGAACCCUCAGUUUCGCACUGAAUUUUUCAACCUAAAGAUGAGGUGUAAAGUAUGUUGUACAAAACCUUAA